AUGCUCGCAUGCGGCACGUGCGGUGGCCCAGAAUGCGCCUCGAACAAGCGUGACGGACUAGACUGUUGCAUCGACGACAUCAUCCGGACGUGCGAUCCGUGCGCUAGACCUGGCACCCGGCCCCCGUGCGUCAUUGACGAUCCCCGUUUUCCAACUUCAUGCCAUCACGUGUACCUCGUGCACCAUCAAAACAGCGCUCCUAUUUUCACCCCGAAACUGAACACGAACAUCUGGACCGACUGUUACACCGACUCCCACGCCGACCCCAGCACCAAUUCCUGCACGGACCCCAGCACCGACACCGGCACCGACGCCUGCGCCGACUCGUGCACCAACCCCGGCACCUACCCCAGCACCGACUCCCGCGCCGACUCUUGCGCCGACCCCAGCACCUACCCCGGCACCGACCCCAGCACCGACCCCAGCACCUACCCCGGCGCCGACUCUUGCGCCGACCCCAGCACCUACCCAAGCACCGACCCCCGCGCCGACUCUUGCGCCGACCCCAGCACCUACCCCAGCACCUACCCCAGCACCGACUCCCGCGCCGACUCCCGCGCCGACCCCAGCACCUACCCCAGCACCGACUCCCGCGCCGACUUCUGCGCCGACCCCAGCACCUACCCCAGCACCUACCCCAGCACCGACCCUGGUGCCAACUUCUGCGCCGACCCCAGCACCUACCCCGGCACCUACCCCGGCACCUACCCCAGCACCGACUCCUGCGCCGACCGCCGAGUCAACGCCGGAGCCAACGCCGGAGCCAACUCCGGAAUCGAUUGA
Ectocarpus siliculosus is the source of this 783-nucleotide messenger RNA. Lineage: Eukaryota; Phaeophyceae; Ectocarpales; Ectocarpaceae. The record is from the annotation of a GenBank genome assembly.